Messenger RNA from Chrysoperla carnea, 2323 nucleotides. RefSeq names its product ras-like GTP-binding protein Rho1 (gene Rho1). Lineage: Eukaryota; Metazoa; Arthropoda; Insecta; Neuroptera; Chrysopidae. Bases 156 to 770 code for a protein of 204 amino acids. The transcript is spliced from 3 exons. Gene Ontology annotation, biological process: cell migration; small GTPase-mediated signal transduction. Gene Ontology annotation, molecular function: GTP binding; GTPase activity. The record is from RefSeq and is a predicted model, not a curated record.
AAUGAACUAAUCGUCUGAGCAUAGCGAUUGUGCACAAGAUAGUCGUAGUUGUAUUUUGAAGUGCAUUUUAAUUAAUUUUUAUUUUAGAUUUGAUUGUGUUUAAUUGGUAUUUAAAGAAAUUGAAACAAUUGUGUAUUGUAUGAAGAAGUCUUUCCAUGUGGUGUAUUCGACCGAAGGAUAGCCAAGAACCCAUGGCAGCGAUCAGAAAGAAGUUGGUGAUUGUGGGUGAUGGAGCCUGUGGUAAAACCUGUUUGCUGAUCGUCUUUAGCAAGGACCAAUUUCCAGAGGUGUACGUACCAACAGUAUUCGAGAACUAUGUGGCUGAUAUAGAGGUCGAUGGUAAGCAAGUUGAACUUGCACUUUGGGAUACCGCUGGACAGGAAGACUACGAUCGUUUAAGACCACUUUCAUAUCCGGACACCGAUGUUAUCCUUAUGUGCUUUUCAGUGGAUUCACCUGACUCACUUGAAAAUAUACCUGAGAAAUGGACACCUGAAGUAAAACAUUUUUGUCCUAAUGUACCAAUUAUUUUGGUUGGUAACAAAAAAGAUUUACGAAAUGAUCCAAACACCAUAAAAGAACUGAGUAAAAUGAAACAAGAACCAGUUAAACCACAAGAAGGUCGUGCUAUGGCUGAAAAAAUAAACGCCUUUGCGUAUUUGGAGUGCUCUGCCAAAAGUAAGGAAGGUGUACGAGAAGUGUUCGAAACUGCAACCCGUGCCGCACUCCAGGUGAAAAAGAAGAAGAAGGGACGGUGUUUAUUGCUUUAAACUUCCGUGCCACUAUUCGCACUGCUAUAAAAACUACUACUGUAUAAAUUAUAUCUUUGUUUUGCAAACUGCCUCUUUUUUAAUGAUAAACGCUACAUUUUUGAUGACUAUGCAACGAAUGAUUGCUAUGGAUGGGCUCUGCGGGAAGGGGUCUCGUAGCACAAAUUCAUAUUGUAUAAGAAGAUACUUGUGAUAGCUUUUUAUUCAAUUUAUAUUUUUAUCUACAUAUACAUAUAUAUUUAUAUGCAAAUUACGUCGCAAUGCGAAUUUAUUUUCUAAUCAUGCCAAUUUUAAUUUAAUUUUUUUUUUUAAAUUUAGUUUAUAAUCACAACAAAUUAUAUACAAGUGUUGAGAUUUUUUGUAACCACUUUGUAUGUUUUAUUAAUUUAGUUGUCACAAGUUUCUUUUUUUACAGUUGGGACAGUUUGUAUGGGCCCCACAGCUAUUUUUAAGUGCCUGUAGAUAGACAAACGAAGCGUUAUCCAAGAGUGGUAACGCUCAAAUCUAUUCAAUUGCAUACAAAAAAAAAGUAAUCUAAGGUCAGGGCGGGCAGUUUUCCUAUAUCUAUUAUCUAUAUCAAUAUUAAUUAUUACUUAUGUUAUGAGUGAAAUAACUAUUAUUACUUGAGGAAUAUUUUAUAGUUAUUUAGGAAUUGCAUGCGAUGUAAUUGUCUACCUAAUAAACCCCCAUAUUUUAUCUUUAUUUUUUGUAUUUGAUUUUGUCAGUGUACAAAAUUAUAAUAAACUAAAAUUUGGAAUAUGUGUUUUUAAUUACAUUUAGUUCACAGAAUGGCGAACGAUUUGGAAAAUCUUGAAAAACCUUAAAAUUGUUAGAAGAAUUUUAACAUACUUGAAAAACCGGAGAUUAUCCAGUCAAAUUAGUCCAUAAAAUAUAAGUAAGGUUACAAAAAUUCCCAUAGAGCUAAAAAUUGGUAUGAAUGUUCUGAAUGCAAUAAUUAUAAAUGAAUUGUGGAAAGUCCCCAUCAAUCCCCCUUGUCCAAAAAAUUUUAAUGAGGGGGGAAGUUUGCAAAAAUAGGCUUUUCGCGUUUUUCAGUAAAACGAUGAGUUUCACAGCAAAAAUUGUUCAACAUUCAUACCAAUUUUUAGCUCUAUGGGAAUUUUUGUAACCUUCGAAGUGUAAUUUGACUGGAUAAGCAGGGAAAAACUUAAAAAUAACUUCAAAAUCUAAAUUUUAAUAUUUUUAGGUCAUCGUUUUUUUCUUCAGGAUAAGAAUUUAUUUACUUGGUUGUAGUCUUUUCUAAAACCCUUUUCGAUCGCCAUUCUAGUUCAUAUUCAAUGUUAUUUCUUUUUUCACCAAUAUUUUUUUUUAUGUUUGGAGGGUUUUUUUGUUAUUAUUUUUCUCUACCCGGAACUAUGACUCAUACAAAACAAAUUUAUUUAUACUGAAAUAGAUAAUGACGUCAUUCAAUCUAAUUGGUUUUUAUAACGGCGGGAAAAUUUGAAACAACGUAACUAUAUACUCUUAUUAUAUAACUUUUGUAUUCAUAUCAAAUUACAAUAUUAGUUUUUAUUAAUAAAAUCUACAACAGCCAA